AUGGACCGCGAAGAGGAAGGCUGCAGGUACCUGGAGCAGCACAAAAUCCCGGACCUUUUGCACAACCUGAGCGCGCUGCUGCUCUAUCACCGCCCAGAAAAACCAAGAGAUUUCUUGAUAAAGAUGCUGGAAAAAAUAAAGCUUGCAAGAGUGACAAAUGAUUAUCCUUAUCUUAUGAACGAAUCCAACUUGAAUGCCAUGUUUGAUAUGCUAGAUACUGCAGGCCAGGGCUACAUAACUGUACCUCAGUUCAAAGGAGCACUUCAAAGCAUGGGACUGAGUACUGAAGAUGUAAUUUAUAGAGACGAAGACCAAAUUACAUUGGAAAUGUUCAAGGAAAAUGUGAUGAAAAAAUUUGCAGAGAUGUGGGCCGCAUUUUAAUCAUGAGUGUUCUACCCUAAAAUCUUUUAUACUUUAUUGCUGAAGAACCAAGAAUUCCAUUUAUGUAGAGGUCCUGUUGUGUACCAGCCCUUCCACCACUAUGGCAGAUGUAGAAUCUCAUAUUCGGUUCAUAAAAGUAUAUUUCAAAAUAA
Molecule: messenger RNA, 533 nt
Organism: Eublepharis macularius
Lineage: Eukaryota; Metazoa; Chordata; Lepidosauria; Squamata; Eublepharidae
Gene: EFCAB10
Product: EF-hand calcium binding domain 10
Exons: 4
Coding region: 1-381 (126 amino acids)
Molecular function (GO): calcium ion binding
Source: RefSeq, a predicted model, not a curated record